AGAAACAACUUCGAUCACAAUUGUAGGCACAACUUGUGCCACGAUGUUAAUAGCUUAUCUCGACCACCAGCGGCAGGACCAGUUGCAGUGGCUCGUCUCGGCCGGCGGAAGCAGCUCCGACGAGGCGAUCCUUUGCGCGCUCGGCGUCGAGGAAGCUGGGGACGUCGCCCUCUCGGCCCGCGACUUCGGUGGGGUGGUUUCGCUGUGGCCGGCGAGGUUCCUACGGCCGUCGACCGCCGACGACGUCGCGCGCGCGCUCCUCCUCGCGGCGCGCUCAGCGGGGCUCACCGUCGCCGCACGCGGAAACGGCCACUGCGUCGGCGGGCAGGCCAUGGCGGCCGGGGGGAUCGUCCUCGACAUGCGCGCUCUCGGCCCGCCGAUGUCCUUGGCCCCCGGAGGCGCCGCCGUUGAUGUCCCCGGCGGCGCGCUGUGGUCGGAGGUGCUGGAGUGGACAGUGCGCAACCACAGGAUGGCGCCGCCGUCAUGGACGGACUACCUCGGCCUCACCGUUGGCGGGACGCUGUCCAACGGCGGCGUCAGCGGGCAGUGCUUCCGGUACGGGCCGCAGGUCAACAACGUGGUGGAGAUGGAUGUGGUGACCACCGACGGCGAUCGCCGCCUAUGCUCCGCCUCCAUCAACUCCGACCUCUUCUUCGCCGUCCUCGGCGGCCUCGGCCAGUUCGGCGUCAUCACCCGCGCUCGUCUCGCCCUCCUCCCCGCCCCCAAAAUGGUGAGGUGGAGGAGGGUGGUGUACGCAGACUUGGAGACUUUCGCCAGCGACGCCGAGUGGCUGGUGACCCAACCCGACGCGUCAGCCUUCAACUACGUGGAGGGCUUUGCGUUCCUGAACGACGCGUCGGACCCGGCGAGUGGGUGGAACUCGGUGCCCAUUCUGCCCGGCUCGGCCUUCGACCCCGCCGACUUCCUGGCCGCCGCCGCCGCCUCGGUCCUCUACUGCCUCGAACUCGCCCUCUACUACGACGACCGCGUCGCCGACCGCGUCGACGAGCGAGAGGAGGAGCUACUGCGGCGGUUGCGGUACGUGAGGGCGGCGGAGUUUUCUGCGGACGUGGGCUACGUGGCGUUCCUGUCGCGGGUGGCGCCGGUGGAAGCGGAGGCGCGCGCCCGCGGGACGUGGGCGACGCCGCACCCCUGGCUCAACGUGUUCAUUUCCGCCAGCAACAUCGUCGAUUUCGACCGGAAUGUGUUCAAGCGCGUCCUCCUCGGAGGCAUCGGCGGGCCGAUGCUCGUCUACCCCUUGCGCCGGAGCAGGUGGGACGAGAGGAUGUCGGUGGCGCUGCCGGAGAGCGAGGUGUUUUACCUGGUGGCGCUGCUUCGGUUCAUCGCGCCGGGAGGAGGGGAGGCGGCGGCGGCGACAGCAGCGGCGGAGCAGAACAAGGAGAUCCUGCGCCACUGCCGGACCAAGGGAUACGACUUCAAAGUGUACAUCCCUCGAUACGAUAGCGAGGGCGACUGGGCGGCGCACUUUGGCCGAGAUUGGGGCCGCUUCGUGGAGAGAAAGCAGCGGUACGACCCGAUGGCCAUCCUCGCCCCAGGGCAGAACAUCUUCUCCCGGACCCGCCCGCUCGCCCUCGCCGCCAGCCAACCACCUGAAAUCAUCUCCGCGCUGCCGGCGAUCGUCGACGAUAGUAACGAUCGAUCGAUCGAGCUGCCCAAAACUCUCCGGCCGCCGACAAAAAUGAGCCUUCCGACAAUGAUUUGCAACGAGGGAUGGAUUAGAUUGCGAUAAGUUGACGUGGCAACGGGCGAUUGGUGGAUGUCACUUUCUUAAAUUUUUAUCAAGUUACUAUUUUUGUGCCGU
Molecule: messenger RNA, 1822 nt
Organism: Zingiber officinale
Lineage: Eukaryota; Viridiplantae; Streptophyta; Magnoliopsida; Zingiberales; Zingiberaceae
Product: cytokinin dehydrogenase 11-like
Exons: 5
Coding region: 44-1750 (568 amino acids)
Biological process (GO): cytokinin metabolic process
Molecular function (GO): FAD binding; cytokinin dehydrogenase activity
Source: RefSeq, a predicted model, not a curated record